Malaya genurostris is the source of this 5118-nucleotide messenger RNA. RefSeq lists its product as uncharacterized. The record is from RefSeq and is a predicted model, not a curated record. The transcript is spliced from 5 exons. The coding region runs from base 229 to 5046 and encodes 1605 amino acids. Lineage: Eukaryota; Metazoa; Arthropoda; Insecta; Diptera; Culicidae.
CUGGACGCUAACAGAAGAAAUACUUUAGUUGAACUACUGUGAUAUUUCACCUAAAUUGUAAUUGUAAAUUGUGCUACCUACUAAAAGUGAACAAAAAACAAACCUUCUGCAAGCUUAAACUAUCCUUGUAAUUAUUUGCAUUAUUUAAAUAGAGCAAUCAAAAGUCAAUUGUGUGGACAGUAUCGCUGAUGUUGCUUUAACGGUUGCCUAACGAUCCGACCGAAAAAAAUGUCCUAUGCCAGCAAAAUCGAAGGGAUACGUAGGGGGUUUCGAAAGAAAAGCCAAUCCGGCCAAACAGUGCAGGAUUUGAGAGACCUGUUUGAUACGAUCGGUAAACAUACUGAACGGGAGAAAGCAGCUGUUUAUGUGUUCAAAGAAUUGUUAGAUGAGUAUUUGGAAUUGGAUGAUGAUAAAAUUGAACAGAGACGAGCAUUAUUGGAAGCGUUGAGAUACCUAAUCGAGCAAUGUAAAGAAGCGAAUGAGGAUGUGAAAAAGCAUUUCGUUCCCCGGGUGUAUAACUUAGUGGUCAAAAUCAUCAACAAAGAAAACAAGCGACAUAUGAUAAUAGAAAGUUGUUGGCUCAUGGAGAUGUGUCCAGCGACAGACGAACACAUGGAAUUAUUUUUUCGAGUUAGUAAAGUGGCGCUUAAAGUAAUUUGUGAAUUACACAUUAAGGCGUCAAAGCUUCAGUCGGCUGAAAUUGAACAAACAAUCUCAAAUGGACUGGGUUUCAUCUGCACAACAAAUUUACGGAUGGUGGAAUAUUGGUCCCGCUCGGAAGAAGCAGAUAUUCGCGCUAAAGCAAUAGCCAUUUUCAACGAUGUGUUCAACAAUUCCACGGCAUUGCUUUAUCGUGUGUUCAGUGUUGAGCCAGUUCGGGCGAAAAAAUUUUUCAACGCAAUUGUGGAUACGUUUCGACUGGAGGGAAAGUUUGAUGAAUCGGAAAUGAUACAUUUAUUCCAGAAGAGUCUUCCCUAUGUGGAAAGCAUUCUGAGUUUGGGAGAGGCAGAUCAGCAAUAUUUGGAGUUCGUUAGAUUUUUGGAUGUGUUUGAGAGGCUUAAGGGAGAACCAGUGGCAAGUUAUGUAGAAAUUCUGAAAGAAUACCUGAAAUUUCAGAACGAAUCGGAACCGGACGGGAAGAAAUUAUCGUGGAUAUCGGAUAAACUUAAAAAACUGACCGAAAAUUUCGUUACGGAUCCACUGCUACUGGAGCUUGUUAAUUUUAUCAUUCUGCAAAUUAGGAUACAUAUAGAUCAAAUGAAACAGCAGGUGCAAGGAAUAGCGAGCCAGGUGAUAGACUUGUGCAAAACGUUGAUGAAAUUUAGCAAACAUUGUCCAAGAAGCGUAUCACAGAUAUGCGCUCGCUGUGAAAAUUCUAGUCGGCAUCUGGUCGAUUACAUUUCCACGAUGGUGAUUCACACUGCUAUGAUCCUGUCAAAAGCUGGAGAACCGAUAAGUCCAGAGAUGGUCGUGUUGGUGAACGGAUUUUUGAAGCAUAAAUUGCUUACCCUAGAUGCCAUGAGCUGUGAGAAAAAGAAGUCGCUGUUAGACACAGGAUUGCGAUUUGCGGCGAAUUGGGUGCGUGUUUCCCUGCAAAUAAUUUCAGGAAGAGAUAUUCUUGACUUGGUUCGAAUGGUGAUUGACUUCAAGUAUCGAUAUAAGUUCGAAUUUUUGACACCUAAUUAUCUGAUUAGGCUGGUAGAGAAUUGUUUAAAGGAAGUUGAAUCUUCUAUCGAAAAUAUUGAUAUUAAGCUAGUGAAGCUGUUGAUGAUUCUUCGAGGGGAAAGCACUGACAAGGAACAAUCCAAAGAAAUAGAUGAGACUGUGUACGCAAUAAUGAACUAUCAAAUCAAUGGAAACGAUGAAAAUAUUCGAAAGAUGAAUAUCGUGCAAUUGUUGGCUCGAUCUGACCUAAACAAAUAUGGAUUUCCGGUCGAACAGAAAUUGAAUGACGAGGAAAAGGUUUCGAUUCUUAUCGCUGAAAUGAACUGGGCUUCCCGUUAUAAAAAUUCCAAUAUCCUAGACUAUUUCAACGCGCUUAAGCAGCUCAAUGCGGAUCCCUUGAGGCUUGGGAUGACAAUCUACAUGCUGGGUGAUGGAAUUUUUAAUGAAAUACCAGAGCAAACCGUUGAGAAGUUGAAGAUGAAAAUUCAAAACUCCAGACCAGAGACGGUUAUCGAUCAAAUACGUCGAUACAGUUCGCUUGCCGUUCUGUACUACUAUGCGUAUAGUGCGCGUUCGAAGACGAUCGUGAAGAAACUGAAAGGGUGCACUCUGGACAAAAACGCUAUCAAUAAUGAUCAGAUUAAUGAUGUUCUAACGGAAAAUUUAAUGGAUCAGGAAGCAAUUCUACUAUUUCAAAUGGAACAAAGCUACAGAAACUUUCGGGAUAUGGUACUCUUGCUGCUGGAGACCUCAUUUCAACACUUCAAUAUGAUUUAUUCCCUGAAUCAGGUAUCGUCCAUGCUCGACAACACAUGCCACUUUUAUCAGAUUUGCUACCAUCCACGACGAGCGGUUGAAGUGCAGCUUCUAAGCUACAUUCUUGUGAGUCAGAAACCCGACCGAAUGCUGGACCUGUGUCGGCCACUUGGACAUCUGAUAGAAAAUCGGAAAAUCUAUCUGCAAGUGCUUGAAGAUUCCCCAUAUAAAAAUCGUAACCUACCUUCGAUACACAAAUUGGUUGAGAAAACCCUCGAAAUAAUAGCUUCACAAGAAGCUGAAAUUCUUCAAAUACCCGAUACUCGUCAGUAUCAUUUUCUGAACCUAUACCUGUGUCUGGCGUUACACGAAGCAUCGGAGCGUAAUCUCCCGGGUGCCAUUGGUUACUUGGGGAAGUUGAAUACGUUGCUCCAGAAACUGCCACCCAAAUGUUCCCACACCGUUUCAGUGGUUCGAGGUCGUAUCUAUCAUACUCUGUUUCAUCUAGUCACCGUGUAUCGGUUACCGUUGCCACACCAACAGUCUCCGCGGGUAUUGAUUCGGUUGAUGUUGGGUCAUUAUAAUGAGAUACAGAAACUGACGACGGAGCACGCCUUUGUCGCUUCGACUAGUACACUGGAAAUGACGGUCGAUACGAUGCGCUACCAGAUGCUUCGGUACGACACCGAUCGGAUCGAGGCUCACGUCGAUCAGAUUCUGAGAUUCGUAUUGCGCCGGGGAGCUGGAUUUCGUGCGCUGCAUAUCCUAACGAUGUACGCUGCCAUCUCUGCCGAUGGCGAGAAGCUGGCAAAGUGUCGGAUGCUGCUCACGUACAUGGAUCGGCUACUAAUGUUUCGCCCUCUUAGCAAAAAUAAUAAAAUGAAACCACUCAAAACCAUCGAUCCGAUUCAGCAAGCUUCGGAACGUCUCGAGAUACCUUUCAUCUCACUCGAAGAUAGUCCCAACACUGUCGAUCAAACGCGGAAAGCAGUCCAACUGAUCAAAUCGCCAUCGAAAAGAAGUCUUUCGCCAAGUUUGUUUCCGGAGGAAAAAAUUGACGGCGGAAAGUAUACGAUUCAACAUCACACGGGGUGUAGCUGUCAGUUCUGCACUCAUCCGCAGUAUAAGUGCCAAGCACUGCUAACAGCUGCCACCUACGCUCGGUUGGCUUUUUUGGAAGGUCGUUCUGCGGAGUGUCGGAUGUUGUACGAAACUAUCUCGAAACACUGGAACGCCAAAAAACACACCUACAAAAGUUCGUCGUUGAUCGGAUACGAAGAGGAAUUCCUGACGUUAUUGGCACGAUCGUUCAUGCAUUAUGCUCAGUUCCUAGUCAAAGAAGGUCGGUUCGAGCUGGCAAAAGAGGAAUUUGACAGAAGCAUCAAUAUGCUUGAAAACAUUCACACCCCGAACCAAGAUCUGAUCGAGGAAAUUGAAGCCAAUGUCGAUGCGUGGAAAGAUUUACAGGAACUGGAAACGAUGAAACCCAAAGCGGUCGCUGUGACUUUAAGCUUUGAGGAAUUUUUAAAGCAAAAUCAUCGUGUUGAUUUCACGCCUGUGAUCGAAUUGGAGCGGCUUGAGCUGCGAACACCGAAGGUUAGUAAAACCAGACUGAUGCCAAAAACUGCCUCCAAAGCGGAUGAUCUGCUCAAACAGGUUGCAAGAAAACGUUUGAAAACUACAUUGGCUAAAAAUCUCAGUAAUGAAUCCACGCUCAUCAGUGCCAUGUCGGGACUAUCCUGUGGUUCCGAGAGCAAACUUAAAACGGUGAGUAUUUUUGUCGACUCACCCGAGAAAUCAAGUGCAGAAUUACAAAAUGGAACCAAACAACCGUUUGGGCUGAACACCUGCACCAAACAGAGGGUAUCUCCGGAGAGACGUGGCCGAAGAAAGAAAGUGCCAGGAGAGACUCCUGCCGCACCGAAAUCGACUCGUAAGAAGCGUAUACCUCUGAGUCCUUGUUUGAAAACCUCUUCGUCCAACGAAUCGUUCAAGGAUAUUCUUGUCAAGGCCAUCGAGUGUAGCACUCCAAAGAUUAACAACGUGACAACAAGGUGCAAAGCUCGGACGACCGGUAAAAAACGCAAGUUGGUCUCGAAUAUCCCAAAACUACAAAACCAAAUCAAAUCUCCCGACGUGGAACCAAAUCAUUCCUUCAAUAGUUCCUUCCGCGAUGUGUUACUGAAAUCACUAACCGAGUAUUCUAAGCCCAAAUCGAACGAUUCUUGUGUCAUUGUUCUGGACGACUCGGACGAUGAGGUUGUGGACACCAGUCUCACUGAAAACAAUUCCGUAACCGAAUCAAUCAACGGUGUUCUUUCGCUGAAGAAGUACUCCGAGCGGAAAGCUCUGUCCGCGAAUGGUAGCGGUAAAAAAGUAAUUGUUAAGACACGCCUUCAGUUCGAUACGUCGGUUGUUGACAUCACAACUCCGGUCAGUUCGCCGGCAGUGAGCUCCGCAGCCGAGGUAUCCAGUACAGACUCAACCAGCUCAACGACUGGAACAACGACAACAACGAGAAGGGGAAGAGGGCGACCUAAAAGUUGUAAAACACCGCAGGUUACUCCAGCUAAUACCGUCCGGGUAACCAGGAGAAGAGUACGAGGAAACACCGAAAAAGACUAGCAAACGGUAGUGUGGUAAAGUUGUACAAUCAAGGUAACACUUUUAAUUAUAUUUUAUAAUAAUUUUUCUUGA